Colletotrichum spaethianum is the source of this 1509-nucleotide messenger RNA. RefSeq lists its product as uncharacterized. The record is from RefSeq and is a predicted model, not a curated record. Lineage: Eukaryota; Fungi; Ascomycota; Sordariomycetes; Glomerellales; Glomerellaceae. The coding region runs from base 1 to 1509 and encodes 502 amino acids. The transcript has 2 exons.
AUGCCUUUCUCCCUCGAACGCCUGCACUUCGCCAGUCUUGCCCCGGCUCCUAAUCCCCCGGCCAAACAUCUCGAUGUCUACUGCAGUCGUUCAGACAUCAACCCCAACCCCAAGACCCUGAAGCAGCGCCGCAGAGAACGACAGGCCAAGCUUGCUUCCGACCAGGCCUCCGACCGCGUCAAGAGACGGCCCUCUCGUCGUGCCGGCCCCCGCUCUUCAACCUCGUCCGUAUACGUGCGUAUGCCAGACAAGAUAAAGAAGAGGCAUUUGACCACCGAAGAGCAACUCAUUGCGUCCCGAAACCGGAGACACGACAUCAUCCUCGACCCGGCCGAUGAGGCCGUUUACAAAGUCCGAAGAAGAGCGUCCAGCCUGAUAACCCAAGACGAGCUGUGGAGUCCGACCCUGUCGGUCAGACCUCAAACGAUGGACACCCGACCAAGCCAGGACACACACAAGCGCGUGUCCAGACCUGAAGAGCAAAGGUCGCCCCAGAAGAAGCGGGACUCCUUCUACGACAGCUUUCGUUGGCUCGAGGAGGAUGACGAGUUGGAUUUGCGUUUGCAACUGGAUGACUACCAUGCCAACCUACGAGAUGACCUCCCCGCCAACUCGAAACAGCGCAGGCCGUCUUUCCGCAGGCACCUAUCCAUCACCAAGAUUCCUUUCGGCCGCACCUCACUCUCCGUCAAUCGCCCCGGCACCACGCCUGGCGUGAUUAGCAACCCUGCGUCCCCGCGCUACGCAAAUUUUCCAAGUAGUCCUCAGCCUGCUUCGCCCGGACAUGGCCGCCGAAGAUCCCGCGCCCUGUCGUUGAUUUCGCCAAAACAUAGCCCUCAAGACAGUCUUGCUACCUUCGACCCGGAGGCGGCUCACUACCAAGACCCGGAGGCCCGCCUGAAGCUGCGAGUGUACCUUGCGUCUCCUCAAAAGUUUGACGAAGCCAUCGAGUUCGGCUUUCCUUCCAAGGAGGCCCUGGCUUCGAAGCCAGGCAAGAACGUCAAACAACCCAAGGUCAAACAGCCGAAGCCUGCGGUAGCAGAUGAGACGGAAACCUUGCGCACUUUCCUUGCCGACGACAGGUCUUCUAUCUACAGUGACGACGGAUCCCUCGACUCGGACUCUCCCAAGACACCUCAUGAAAUGGAGAUGACAGGGCUUCGGCCACCGCCCAUCAAGAGCGAUCAACCUCAUUCGCCCAAACCAUCGACUGAGUACGCACGGAUACCGGCAGAGGCCAGGGAGAUGACUUUGCGCAUGACCCUGACUCGACCCGAUCUACGAGCCCACGAAGACCAGAUGUACGGCUGGCAGAAGAACUGCCCACCCAGUAGGAAAUCAACCAACGCCUUGCGCGAUGAGUUUCCGACAUCGACAUACGUCCGAGAUGGAUCAUCAAAAGAGAGCAUCGAGCGUCAGUUCGCGGCCAUGGAUCAAGAGAACGCUCAGGCUGGCGACCAAGGCGUCAUGAAGCGUUUUUGGAACAAAGUCCGUCGAGGGCCCGCAUAA